Messenger RNA from Metarhizium album ARSEF 1941, 3261 nucleotides. Its product is annotated as Protein required for hyphal anastomosis (HAM-2). The transcript has 6 exons. Gene Ontology annotation, biological process: cytoskeleton organization. The record is from RefSeq and is a predicted model, not a curated record. The coding region runs from base 1 to 3261 and encodes 1086 amino acids. Lineage: Eukaryota; Fungi; Ascomycota; Sordariomycetes; Hypocreales; Clavicipitaceae. Gene Ontology annotation, cellular component: cytosol.
AUGUGGCCGACUUCCAGAUCCAUCCGUGAGGAGACCUCUGAGCAGCCGAGGCCGACGGACGACGUAGCAGAUACGGGGGAAGUUGCUGGGGGCGUCCUGAGAAGCGAACAGUCGCAGAAACCGCCGGUACCUGCGCCGCCAUCAAGACCAGGACUACAACGAAAUGCAAUGCCUUCUGGUCUCGCAGCAGCAGGAGGACCAGGCCAAGGAAAGCCAAAACCGCAGCAGCAGAACCCGUCACCCACCGACUCGCUCUCACUGCUGCAGCUCCGCCGCAUCGUCGCCGAAUAUCCUCGCGUCGAACCUGUUGCCUACGACUUUGUCUACUCGGACACGGGGCCGCACGCCGAAGAGAUCGACGAAUGGUUCGUCUAUCAAUUCUGGCAAUGGGUGCGUCUAAACGCUGCCCAGAAGGCAUUCGAGUGGCACUGGAACCACGAAUCUGACGGUCGGCAUUCGUGGGAUGACGCAGACCACGACACGCGGGCCAAGUUCAUACAGGCCGCGAUUGCGGGAGUCCAGUCGAACGAUGCGGCCUUGCGCUCUGCAUCGAUAGGCAAGAUCGUGUAUCUUGUUUUGGGCCGUUGGGGAGACACGGCUAUGCCGAACGCACCAGUUGGAUGUGGGCGGUCGAUUGCCAGCAUACCCCAGCUGCAGGCCAUCAAGGCUGGUGUGGAGUGUUUGACGUCGUUGGAAGGAUUGCCCGUGGUUUGGGAGGCACUGAGAAAUUGCUUCGAGUUGCAUUGGUCUGGGGAUAUCCACCAGCAGGCGAGCCCGCAGGAGGCGCAAGACGAAUUGAUGAAUCUGAUGACCAUCAUGUAUAUUUCUAUCCAGGAGACGCUGAACGACUCAGACGACAUGUCUUCAUCAUACAAGGCAUUGCUGGAAUUGGAGCCGUCUUUGGUGGACUUUAUGUUGACGGCGACUUCUAAACUUCGAUGGGAUGAGCAGAAUUUCAUGCCUCUUACACAGGUGAUUGAGACGCGAGUUGCCUGGGUCUCAAGGGUUGCGCCGCUAAUAGACGCGCAGAUCUUCCUCUUGUUCUGGAAAACCAUCUUGCUGGUAUUUGGAGGCACACCAGAUCUGGCACGGGUCAAGGCGGCCUUGAGCGAGAUAAAAGAGGGGAUGACCAAGGAAACCAUCACAGCCUCGCCUCUGGACUACCAUUUGUUCCGACAAGAAAUCACGUCCAAGUAUCCAGCAUACGUCCCUCCACAGCCUUUGCUACCUCUCGAGGACGAAACCACGUCGAUUCUACCACCCAUUCCAAACCAUCCGGCACGAAACAACGGCUCGAAUGGCAUCAUCGCCACACCCGCACAGUUGCAAACGGGUGGUGCCUCCAUCUUGAACCAGCCAGUUCACAUUGCCACUCCUGCACCAUCGCCCCCGCCUUCACCCGGAGUCGGUGGGAAGGCAGGCAAGAAGCAGAAUUACCAAACAAACCAGAAUUUCCCCUUCAUGUACCCUCCCCUGGAUGCGACUAGUAACAGCGCUGGCGGAAAGGGCAUGGCUGGUAUUGACGACUCAAUAGUAAGCCGAAGAUGGGAAGGAAGCGACAUUCCUGCUUCAAUCCUUGAGGCUGGAGAACUUUUCUCCACCAGGGUGCGGAUGACGCGCGCAACACGGCAAAUGUGGGAAGAGAGGGAGCGAUUUCUCAAGUUCGAGCGCGGAUGGACGGAGGACGGCGACUACGACGACGACAUCGAGGGUCUCGACCUCAGUGAGUUGACCUUGGAGGAGAGAGAGGUGCUCAAGGAGGUCAAGGCCGAAGAGAAGACAACACGGUCUGCCCACGACUCGGAGCCCGAGGUGGAUUAUGGACCACAUCCAGAGAACUUGUCAGAGAGGGAUAAGCAGCGGCUACUAGCGGUGGAGAGAUUCUACAAAGAGUCGUUGCCUCAUUUGCAGUCACUAGUUAUCGUGCUGCUACGGCCGAUCCUGGUCAACGUCACCGCCAUCGUAGCGCAGCAAGCUGGCCAGAUGCCCAAUGGCAUGGCGGGCAGAGGAAACAACCCAGGAAUGAACGGUGGCCCGGGUGGACCGAGGCCGCCCGAGGGUCCGGGGCAGACUGCCUCACAGGAAGAGCCUGAGCCGUCCCCCGAGGAAGUCGACGCGGUCAGGACGAGAGAGAUCACGUCCAAGGCCAUGACUGGGAUUCUGGUGCUGCUGCUCAAGUGGCUAAGGAUAUCUCAUGUGCUCAAGUUUGAGUACCUCACGCAACUACUUUUGGACUCGAAUUACGUCCCCCUGGUGUUGAAGCUAUUUGCUCAUCAGGAUGUUCAGCAGGUGGUUGACAGCAAAAUGGACCGAGUGGAGAACAGCUUCUUCCAAUUCUGCAACCUGCGCUCCAAGCUCAAGGACAAGGCCGACAGCGACGUGGAAAAUGAGCACGGGGAGCAGGGGGAACACGGCCACGACGACAACAAGACAGGACAGCAGCAGGCCUGCUCCCAAAACGACAGUGAAGACGAAGCCGUCCCCCCGCCCAUCAAACGCAGACGAUCUCCUGCCAAGGACUCCGAAGCAGAAGAAAGGGCAGAAGCAAAGGUAGAGGGAGAGGCAGAGGCAGAGGCGGCAGCAAAAGCAAAAGCAGGAGCAGGAGCAGGAGCAGACGCAGGAGCAGAGGAGGAAGAAGACGAAGGCGAGGCCAGCGACGACCAAGCCUCGACGCGCCCCGAGGUCGACGAACUCGGGUACCCCGUCAACCCUCUUCCCGAACGGCCAAUCACCGACUUCUCGCGCCGCAACUUCUUCUCCCUCAUCAACUACCUCCGCGUGCUGCAGAAGAUUUGCAAGAACAAGUCCCACCGCAACCUCCUCCUGGUGCAGUACAAGUCGUCCACCAUCCUCCGCAAGGCCCUGCGGGUGCCGCAGCCCGAGCUCCGGCUGUACACGCUCAAGCUCUUCAAGAACCAGGUCCCGUACUGCGGACGCAAGUGGCGCCAGUCAAACAUGCGCGUCAUCACGGCCGUGUACCUGCACUGCCGCCCCGAGCUGAGGGACGAGUGGCUCGCCGGGAGCGACGUGGACGCCGAGGUGGACUCGGCGCUGCCGCUGGAACAGGCGCUGCGGAGUCUGACGCACUGGCUCAAUGUGAGGCGGUGCCCGGACCAGAUUGCGGCGGACAUACGGGCCGCGAUGCGGGAGGAGCAGGACUUUUUCAGCAGGGAGCUGGAGAAGAUUGACAUUGGGUGGGGGGACGAGGGAGAGGGCGGCGGGAGCAGCGCCGAGCCAGACCACGUGGAGGGAUGGGCUUGA